UUCCAACAUCAACAAAUUCUCAAAUUCUGCGAAAAUGCCGCCGUCAAAGUCUUCUACAGUCGGUCCAAAGGCCUUGGUACUAUCAGCCCUCACAGUUGGUCUAGGUAUCUUUGUCGCCCGCCCAAUUAAUCGCUUCACAACCGUUCUCGGCUUCUUCCGAACCCCAACAUCCACCAUCGUUUCCGAUGCAGACUUCAUAACCAUUGACGACACAAUUGUCUGCGAAGACUUGCAUCUUCACUCCGGGCUGCUCUACACAGCAUGUGAGGAUUCCUACGCCCCGCGCUUUUCGUGGUUUCCUGGUCUGGGCGUUCUCCACGAUCCCCUCACGGCUAGCAAGUCCCGUGGGUCUAUCCACGUCAUAGACCCCAAGACGUUCAAAUCGAAAAGAUUGGAAUUUGAGGAUUUUGAAGGGCCGUUUGUUACGCAUGGUAUCGAUGUUAUCGCUGAUCCUAAGGUGAAGGAUGGGGUUUAUAUUUUUGCUGUUAAUCAUGUCCCCAAUCCUGAUUAUCUGCAGCAUGUCGUCGAUGGGAAGAAGGAUGAGUUUGACGGAAACAAGGCUGCUUCUCAGAUUGAGAUCUUCCAUCAUCGCAUUGGAUCUUCAACUGUUAAGUAUGUUCGAUCGAUCAGUCAUGCUUUGAUCCAGACUCCAAAUGAUAUUGUUGCUCUGUCUCCGACAAGGUUUUACGUCACGAACGAUCAUUACUAUCGCGAGGGUCUUAUGCGACAAGUCGAGGAUAUGUACUAUGGCGCAAAAUGGUCCAACACGAUCUAUGUUGAAGUCACCGACAUCAACUCCAAGGAUUCGACAGCAGGAAUUAAGGCUUCAGUGGCUCUGACAGGGCUUCAUAACAACAAUGGUCUCGGCCAUGGUAGAACGCCCAACGAAAUCGCCAUCGGCAGCGCAGCCAGCGGAGAUAUUCACAUAUCAACCAUCAAACCCGACCAUACCAUCCAAGUCCUGGAAACCAUCCCAUUCGAUGCAGCCGUUGAUAACCCCUUCUACUACAGCGAUCCAUUCGCUAGUGGAGACAACGAUAGCAGCGGUUAUGUCUCCGCAGGUCUUUCAAAGGCCUGUGAGCUUGCAAAGAACAUUGGUAUUGAUACUGCCACUGAACCAGUAAUGGUAUGGCUCGCACAGCCAAAGAAUGGCCAGUGGGAGAAGAGGCUUCUGUUUGAGGAUGAUGGAACGAGAUUGAGGUCAGCGGCUACAGCUGUGUUGAUCGGUAUUGACCCAAAGCUUGAAGGGGGAAAGAAGAAGGGUUGGCUGUUUGUUACAGGAUUUUAUUCACAGCAUAUGAUUGCUGUCAAGGUUGAUCUAUGAUGACGUCCUGUUGGCUGUGGCGAUGGACAAGCGCGCCAAUAGAAAGUACUAGUCAAGCUCUGAUAAAGUAAAUGCUUUCUGAAGCAAAUCUUUUCAUAAGCUAUGAAUUUGUGGACGGAGAAUCGUCGCGGUUUACGGAAAUCUCCCAAAGGCCGACAAAUACGCAGAAGCGUCAUAUCAAAAACUCAUUACGUCAUCCAUAAUCCAAUAGAUGAUAGAUAUAUAUCAGAACCUUUCAAAGAGAACCCAUGCUAAUUCCAAU
Messenger RNA from Fusarium redolens, 1586 nucleotides. RefSeq lists its product as uncharacterized. The coding region runs from base 35 to 1324 and encodes 429 amino acids. NCBI's taxonomy places the organism in Eukaryota, Fungi, Ascomycota, Sordariomycetes, Hypocreales, Nectriaceae. Gene Ontology annotation, molecular function: arylesterase activity. The record is from RefSeq and is a predicted model, not a curated record. The transcript has a single exon.